Plodia interpunctella (Indianmeal moth) is the source of this 2916-nucleotide messenger RNA. It is a transcript of the gene rt, whose product is annotated as rotated abdomen. The transcript has 10 exons. Gene Ontology annotation, cellular component: endoplasmic reticulum; membrane. NCBI's taxonomy places the organism in Eukaryota, Metazoa, Arthropoda, Insecta, Lepidoptera, Pyralidae. The coding region runs from base 167 to 2500 and encodes 777 amino acids. The record is from RefSeq and is a predicted model, not a curated record. Gene Ontology annotation, molecular function: dolichyl-phosphate-mannose-protein mannosyltransferase activity. Gene Ontology annotation, biological process: protein O-linked glycosylation via mannose.
UCAGCUAUCUUUCUCUAUUUAUUUUAUUUGUAAUGGCACGGAAAAGAACGACACGCUAGGUGCUUACCUACGUUAUUAAAUUAAUUAGUUGAUUCAUGUUUGAGACCAUGAGCUACAUACAAUUUUAUUUAUUAUAACGACAAUAAGUUUUAUUAUAAAGACAAUCAUGGAAUUAGAGAAGCCCACAAGAAAACGAAAGGAUAAGAAAAAGUUUAUUGAGGUCAAUGAAUCGGUGGAAGGUUUGGAUGACGAUCAGGCCUUGAUAAAAGAAGUUCGAGAGAUUGGUGAUGGUGCUCCUGCAGAAGAAGAAAUUGAGGCUGUGGCAGUAGAGAAUCUACCUAAAGAUGUACAAAGACAGAUAAAUCUUCAUUUACACUUUGAAAUAGAUUUAGUAUUUCUGCUUUUGUUAGCACUGGCCCUGGGCACAAGACUAUAUAAUUUAGAUGAACCCCGGUAUAUUGUUUUUGAUGAAUUGCAUUAUGGCAGAUAUGUAUCACUAUAUACAAAAGGAGUGUUCUUCUUUGAUGCCCAUCCACCACUAGGCAAACAACUCCUGUAUUUAGCUGGUCGAGCAGCUGGAUAUGAUGGAAAUUUCACAUUUGAUCGAAUAGGGUCUCCAUAUACAGACAAUGUUCCUGUUAGGGCAUUGAGACUGGUCCCUGCAAUCUCUGGCUCUCUCCUUGUGGCCAUUACAUACCAGGUCAUGCUUGAAAUGUCUUUAUAUCAAUGGACAGCUAUUCUAGCUGCACUUCUAGUUUUAUUUGAAAAUUGUUUUUUAGUACAAUCUCGAUUUAUGCUACUAGAAAGCAUUCAAAUUCUAUUCGGAAUGUGUGGAGUGCUGUGCACUAUUAAGAGCACUCGUAAAAUUGGUGCUUCUAGUGUUACGUGGCUUUGCAUUGGUGCUGUGUUUCUCGGCUGUUGUUUUUCGGUAAAAUAUUCAGGAUUAUACACAUAUUACUUGGCGCUUUUCCUUGUCGGACGUCAAAUAUGGAGACAAAUAGGAUAUGCUGAACCUACAUUGCGAUUAGUAUGGUCAGCAGUAUGGCGUCUGAUGGUUUUGGUCAUGAUUCCUCUAUCAGUAUACGUAUCGGUAUUCUAUGCCCACCUUGCGAUGCUGCCGAAGGCCGGGCCUCACGACAGCGUGAUGACGAGCGCCUUCCAAGCGUCGCUGCAAGGCGGCCUGGCCAGCAUCACGCGCGGACAACCGCUUCAUGUGGCCCAUGGAUCACAGAUUACCUUAAGACACACACACGGUCGCACGUGCUGGCUGCACUCGCACGCGCACGUGUACCCGGUGCGCUACAGCGACGGCCGCGGCUCCUCGCACCAGCAGCAGGUCACGUGCUACAGCUUCAAGGACGUGAAUAACUGGUGGAUAGUGAAGCGUCCGGAGCAGGCGUCGCUGGCGGUGGCGCGGCCGCCCGACGCCAUCCGGCACGGCGAUGUGGUGCAGCUCCUGCACGGCAUCACCAGCCGAGCCCUCAACUCACAUGACGUCGCCUCACCUGUGUCCCCGCAAUCACAGGAGGUAUCUUGCUACAUCGACUACAACGUGUCAAUGCCGGCUCAGAUCCUCUGGCGGGUGGAGAUUGUGAACCGAGACAACGAUGAUGCGACGUGGGACAGCAUCCGUUCGCUGGUGCGACUGGUGCACGUGCAGUCGGGCUCCGCGCUGCGCUACAGCGGCCGCCAGCUGCCGGCCUGGGGCUUCCACCAGCACGAGGUCGUUGCUGACAAGGUGCUCACACAUCAAGACACGAUUUGGAACGUCGAGGAACAUCGGUAUACGAAAGCGGAAGACAGAAAAGAGCGAGAGCGCGAGUUGGUCUCGGCCGAGAUGAUCCCCACAGCGGCGACGCAGCUGUCGUUCUGGGAGAAGUUCGUGGAGCUGCAGCACAAGCUGCUGGCGCACGCGGCCGACGCGCCCAGCGGACACAUGUUCGCGAGUGAGCCCGCCGACUGGCCGCUGCUGCAGCGCUCGAUAGCUUACUGGCUCGCGCCUCACUCUAAUGCCCAGAUACACCUGAUCGGCAACCUGGUAACGUGGUACGCGGGGUCGCUGUCGCUGCUGCAGUUCGGCGCGCUGCUGGCGCUGUACGCGCUGCGCCGGCGCCGCCGCUGCCAGGACCUCCCCCCCCGUAUCGAAGAAAAAUUCUACGACGCCGGACAUGUCCUCUUCCUCGGAUACUGGCUCCAUUACCUCCCCUAUUUCUUCAUGGAUCGCACCCUCUUCCUACACCACUACUUACCGGCUUACGUCUUCAAAAUACUUCUCUUGGCGUUCGUCAUAGAUCAUAUUUACAACCUCUUGCAUUUAAGAGAGAAAACACUCAAAUUAGUCCCUGUAUUUAUUUUAUGUGUAGUAAUAUGGCUGGCGUAUGUUGUACUUACUUUUAAGAAGUUCAGCGUUCUGAAUUAUGGAAACGUUGACAUGACUGAAAAUGACCUCAUUAAUCUCAGGUGGAAAGAUACUUGGGACUUUAUACUUCAUAAGAAAUGAUAAUUUAAUCUCUAUGUUCUGUCCAUGGAAUUAGUAGGUACUCCAUACAAGUACUUACUAAAUCCAUGGUUCUGUAUCUCCUUUCUGAACUGCCAUUGUUAUCUCGUCAUAAAUCAUAAUAUAGGUAUUUAUUCACGGAUGUUUUCUUUAUCUUCUAAAUAUAUAUUCCAUAAUUUUGUAUAGAUAAAUAAACUCAACAACUAGCCAGAAGGAAUUGUAGACCAUUUUAAUACUCAAUUUGAAUCUCAAUGUUUCAAAAUGCAUUUAUUUACAUAUGUUAGAUAAUAUCAAAUUAGUAUGUAAGUAAAGGACAGUAUUCUGUGUAGAAUGAAUGGUGAUGGUAGUCCAGUAUAAAAAUUCCGUCCAAACAAAAUAUAUUUUUUAUAAUUAUAAUAAAAAUAUACAGAUAAAAAAAA